AUGGCGACGGUUAUUCAACGUAUUUGUAUUGGGAGUGUCCCUUGGGAGAAUGAGAAAAGUAAAAUUGCUCACACUGACCUUACUCCAACGUAUAGGAUGAUAAACCGAAUUGUUGCCUGUAAUAUACAUCCGAGGGGGCAUACUGUUGAGAUUGCAUACGAUACGACCCAACUAUUAUAUGCUAUUGCGGAACAUGAGGUUAUUAUUGAUCUAUCCCUUUACAUAUUCAACCAUGUUCGUGAAGCAUCUGCUGUUGAGGAUGACAGGCCAUGUCUUCCAUUUCCAAUAUUAGUUUCCAAGAUUUUGAAGCAUAAUGUGGUUGAAUUUCAGCAGAAUGACAGUUUUAUUUAUCCCAUGAAUCCAAUGGGUAUGGGUACACUUAAUAAAAGUGUGGAAGCUAUUCUGGGUGUGAAACAGGGCAAGUGUGUGAAGCAGGCAGCAGCGAUGGGAGCAUCUACUGAGUUAUCUUCUCAUACCAGUCUGGCUGUUAAGUCUGGCAGAUUAAUUCUUCAUCAGGAUCAUUUUGGACUGAGUACUACAAGGAAAAGGAGACUUGUGGAGAGGUUAGAACGGUUGAUGGAAGACUGGGCAGUUGAUCUGAUUGGUCUAGUAUGUGUCUGGGGUGAUAGUGUGCUGAGCAUGAGUUGGUGUAUAGAGCUGAGUCUUGGUUUUUUAUUUGAACUGGAUUGCAUUGGUCUAUUUAUGAUGGAUUUUGUAUUUUCUGGUGGAUUGACUUUGAAGAUAGCUGCUGGGAUGCUAAUGUGGAGGACUAUUGCUGUGAGCUGGGCUGUUACCAAAGGUGCAGGAGCUGAGUUUGGGUACAUAGCAAACCAGCUGGGACUGAAUGGGUGUUGUACUGGUUUAUUUCUGAUUUGGGGAUUCUGCAUCAGGAGCUGUCUGGGAGUUCAAGAGUUGGACUGA
Ilex paraguariensis (yerba mate) is the source of this 921-nucleotide messenger RNA. The record is from the annotation of a GenBank genome assembly. NCBI's taxonomy places the organism in Eukaryota, Viridiplantae, Streptophyta, Magnoliopsida, Aquifoliales, Aquifoliaceae.